Molecule: messenger RNA, 6345 nt
Organism: Glossina fuscipes
Lineage: Eukaryota; Metazoa; Arthropoda; Insecta; Diptera; Glossinidae
Gene: Mi-2
Product: chromodomain-helicase-DNA-binding protein Mi-2 homolog
Exons: 6
Coding region: 122-6145 (2007 amino acids)
Biological process (GO): chromatin remodeling; negative regulation of transcription by RNA polymerase II
Cellular component (GO): nucleus; chromatin
Molecular function (GO): chromatin binding; histone binding; ATP hydrolysis activity
Source: RefSeq, a predicted model, not a curated record
AAGCCGCUCGCUUCUGUAAAAGAUUGUGUGUGUGUGUCAAAAAAAUUGUGCAUAAAAUUUCCGCAGAUUUUAACGUGUUUUAAUAAUAUAUUUUUAAAAAAUCUUUAUUAAAUCUCUCGCUAUGGCAUCUGAGGAAGAAAACGAAGAAACUUUUCAGGAAGAGGAAGAACCAUUAGACGAAUCUGCCCAAGUAGCUGAACUAUCGAAUGAUUCUGAUGCACCGUUAAAGCCCAAUAACGAUGAGGACGACGAUUAUGAUCCAGAAGAUACGCGUAAAAAGAAGAAAGGCAAAAAAAGGAAGACAAAAAAGGGUGAGGAAAAGGGUCGCAAGAAAAAGAAACGUAAGAGAAACGAAAGUGAAGAUGACAGCGAUUUCCUUCAACAUGAUGACGAUGCUGACUAUACCACUACUUCGUCCUCUUCAAAACGAGGCCGUAAACGGAAAGAUGUGGAGAAGUCAAACAAAGAAAAAGAAUCGUCGUCAUCAGGCAUGCCGUCAGUGGAAGACGUUUGUUCCGCCCUAAAUGUAGUAGAUGUAGACAUUGAUUUCACCGAAACUGAUUUGCAGAAUUUAACUACAUAUAAAGCAUUUGCUCAACACGUUCGCCCAAUUUUACAAAAAGAGAAUCCGAAAAUUCCAGCACCUAAGGUAAUGAUGCUGGUGGCAGCUAAAUGGCGUGAGUUUUCCGACGCCCAUCCCAAUUUAUUGACUGAACAGCAACAACAAGUACGCGAGGAUCUCGAUGAACCAAGAUCCUCACGUUCGUCUCGAAAUGAAAAGCCCGAUGAUUUGUACGAGGAAGAAGAGGAAGAAGACGAUGAAGAAGAGGAAAAGGAAAUGUCGAGAGGACGUCGCAAGCGCGGUGGCCGUGGACCAGGCAAGAAGGGUCGUCGUUCCUCGGGCAAAGUGCCCACUUUAAAAAUAAAAUUCGGUAAACGUAAGCGAGGUAGUUCGGAUGACGAUCAAGAUGUCAGCGGUGCUUCUGAAAGGGAUUCGGAUUUAGAAUUUGAAAAAAUGCUUCAAAAAUCAGAUGACAGUACCGAUGAAAAAGAUAUACCCAGUAUUUCUACGGUGGCAGCAAGUAAUUCAGCAAAUGCGGGCGAAGGAAGUGCAGUUGUCGCAGGAACAUCUGGUAGCGUAGGUGAGGAUGGAGCUCCUGUCGUAAAGAAAAAGGCCAAGACCAAAAUUGGUAAUAAAUUUAAAAAGAAGAAAAAACUUAAAACUACUAACCGUUUUCCUGAUGGUGAGGAGGGCGAACAUGAGCAUCAGGAUUAUUGCGAAGUAUGCCAACAGGGAGGCGAGAUAAUUUUGUGCGACACCUGCCCUAGAGCGUACCAUUUGGUAUGUUUGGAGCCAGAGUUGGAUGAAGCUCCCGAGGGCAAAUGGUCUUGUCCACAUUGCGAAGCUGAUGGCGGCGCUGCUGAAGAAGAUGAUGACGAUGAACAUCAAGAAUUUUGCCGAGUAUGUAAAGAUGGUGGUGAAUUGCUUUGCUGCGAUUCGUGUCCAUCGGCAUACCAUACAUUCUGUCUGAAUCCACCUUUGGAUACCAUACCCGAUGGCGAUUGGAAAUGUCCACGCUGCAGUUGUCCUCCACUAACGGGUAAGGCUGAAAAAAUUAUCACUUGGCGUUGGGCUGAAUCAACAGAGUCCUCAACUUCAAAAAAACCAAAGAUGAGAAUGCGCGAAUAUUUUGUGAAAUGGCACAACAUGUCCUAUUGGCAUUGUGAAUGGAUUUCUGAAGUGCAAAUGGAUGUUCAUCACCCGUUAAUGAUUCGUUCUUUCCAACGCAAAUAUGAUAUGGAAGAACCUCCGAAAUUUGAAGAAACUUUGGAUGAGGCUGAUUCUCGUUAUCAACGCAUACAACGCCAUAAGGCAAAAGGCGGUAUCCAAGGUGACGAUGAAGAUGAACAGUAUAAAAAGGAUUUGGAGGAACGUUUUUAUCGCAAUGGGGUCAAGCCGGAAUGGUUGAUAGUCCAAAGAGUUAUUAAUCAUCGCACAGCUAGAGAUGGUACUACUAUGUAUUUGGUUAAGUGGCGCGACUUACCUUACGACAAAUCCACCUGGGAAGAUGAAACCGACGAUAUACCGGGUUUAAAACAAGCUGUGGAUUACUAUCUGGAUUUGAGAGCUGUGUGCACUUCUGAAGCUCGUUUAGGUAAGAAAAAGAAAGGUCGUAAAAGCAAAGUCAAAGAGCUGGAAGAUGAAGAGCGUCCAGUAAGACGUUAUACUCCUCCGCCCGAGAAGCCUACUACGGAUUUAAAAAAGAAAUACGAAGGUCAGCCACCUUUCUUGGAGGGUACAGGCAUGCAAUUGCAUCCAUAUCAAAUUGAUGGUAUUAACUGGUUACGUUACUCUUGGGGCAACGCGGUGGACACUAUUUUGGCUGACGAAAUGGGUUUAGGUAAAACCAUACAAACAGUUACCUUUCUGUAUUCUUUAUAUAAGGAAGGCCAUUGCAAAGGUCCUUUCCUAGUGGCAGUACCAUUGUCAACUAUAAUUAAUUGGGAACGUGAAUUUGAGCUUUGGGCUCCCGAUUUUUAUUGCAUUACUUAUGUUGGCGAUAAAGAUUCGCGUGCUGUCAUCAGAGAAAAUGAGCUUUCGUUUGAAGAGGGUGCGAUCCGUGGCGGCAAGGCGUCUCGUUUGCGUACCAAUCAAUACAAAUUUAAUGUUCUCCUUACCAGCUAUGAACUAAUCUCAAUGGACGCAGCCUGUUUGGGCUCUAUAGAUUGGGCUGUGUUGGUUGUUGACGAAGCCCAUCGCUUAAAGUCAAAUCAAAGUAAAUUCUUCCGUAUCUUAAAUAGUUAUAAUAUCGCUUACAAAUUACUCCUAACUGGUACUCCGUUACAAAACAAUCUCGAAGAACUGUUUCACUUGCUGAACUUUUUAAACAAGGAGAAAUUCAAUGAUUUGAAUGCCUUCCAAAACGAAUUCGCUGACGUUUCUAAAGAAGAACAAGUAAAACGAUUACAUGAGAUGUUGGGUCCUCAUAUGUUACGACGGUUGAAAACGGACGUUCUAAAAAAUAUGCCAUCAAAAUCGGAAUUUAUUGUUCGCGUAGAGUUAUCUACUUUGCAGAAGAAAUUUUAUAAAUUCAUUCUGACUAAAAAUUACGAGGCUUUGAAUUCUAAAAGCGGAGGAAACUCGUGCUCACUGAUUAAUGUCAUGAUGGAUUUGAAGAAGUGCUGUAAUCAUCCAUAUUUGUUCCCCUCGGCCGCUGAAGAAGCUCCCACUACUGCCGGUGGUUUAUAUGAAGUAUCAUCACUAACUAAGGCGGCGGGGAAAUUAGUAUUGUUAGCGAAAAUGCUAAAACAACUUAAAGAGCAGGGUCAUCGUGUGUUAAUUUUCUCCCAAAUGACAAAAAUGUUGGAUAUAUUGGAAGACUUUUUAGAAGGUGAAGGUUACAAAUACGAACGCAUCGAUGGUGGUAUUACCGGUGGUUUGCGUCAAGAGGCUAUCGAUCGCUUUAAUGCUCCGGGAGCUCAACAGUUUGUCUUUCUACUGAGUACACGGGCCGGUGGUUUGGGUAUUAAUUUGGCAACUGCUGACACUGUAAUAAUUUAUGAUUCCGAUUGGAAUCCUCACAAUGAUAUUCAGGCAUUUUCACGGGCCCAUCGUAUUGGUCAAGCAAACAAGGUUAUGAUUUAUCGCUUUGUUACGAGGAAUUCGGUUGAAGAGCGAGUCACACAGGUGGCUAAACGCAAAAUGAUGUUAACGCAUCUUGUAGUACGCCCUGGCAUGGGUGGAAAAGGAGCGAAUUUUACUAAACAAGAAUUGGACGAUAUUUUGCGUUUUGGUACUGAGGAGCUUUUUAAAGAGGAUGAUAAAGAGGAAGCCAUUCAUUAUGAUGACAAGGCAGUAGCUGAACUUCUGGAUCGCUCCAACAGGGGUAUUGAAGAGAAAGAGUCGUGGGCUAAUGAAUACUUAUCCUCUUUUAAAGUGGCUUCGUAUGCCACCAAAGAAGAAGAUGAGGAAGAAGAAACAGAAAUUAUAAAACAAGAGGCAGAAAAUUCAGAUCCUGCUUAUUGGGUGAAGCUGUUGCGACAUCAUUACGAACAGCAUCAAGAGGAUGUGGCUCGUACCUUGGGCAAAGGCAAACGUGUGCGCAAGCAAGUUAACUACACUGAUGGAGGUGUAGUCCCGGCUGACACAGCGAGAGAUGAUAGCAAUUGGCAAGAUAAUGCUUCCGAAUAUAAUUCUGAUUACUCGGCAGGCUCCGAUGAAGAUGGCGGUGAUGACGACUUUGAUGAGCAGAAUGGUGGGGAAGGACGUAAGGCAAAACGACGCAUAGAGCGCCGAGAUGAUCGUCCUUUACCACCGCUUUUGGCUAGAGUUGGCGGUAACAUAGAGGUGUUAGGUUUUAAUGCUCGUCAACGCAAGAGUUUCUUAAACGCUAUUAUGCGUUACGGUAUGCCACCGCAAGAUGCUUUCAAUUCGCAGUGGUUAGUGCGAGAUCUGCGUGGAAAAUCCGAACGGAAUUUCAAAGCUUAUGUUUCUCUCUUCAUGCGGCAUUUGUGCGAACCAGGAGCUGACAAUGCUGAAACUUUCGCAGACGGUGUGCCUAGAGAAGGACUUUCUCGACAGCACGUUCUUACCCGUGUCGGUGUUAUGUCAUUGAUUCGCAAAAAAGUACAAGAGUUUGAGCAUAUUAAUGGCUAUUAUAGUAUGCCAGAGUUGAUUUUAAAGCCUUGCGAACCCGUAAAACCAGGAGUACCAAAAACCGAAGAUACUGAUGGAGACCCAAACGUGAUAAAGGCGGAAGAUAAGAGUGCUACAACUAGCACUAGUGCCACACCCGCCACAAGUGCCGCCCCGAGUCCAGCCCCAGCGUCUGAGAAAGCGGACGACAAAACAAGUUGCGUUGGCGAAAAGGAAAAUAUUAAAAAAGAAUCUGAGGCUGAAGAUAGAAAGUCUAUUGGCGAAGAAACAAAGAAAGAAGAUAAACCUAAUAUGACCGAGACCUCCGAAUUAGCCGACAAGAACAAAGAAACAGCUGAUUCAGCUACAAAUGCUAAAGAAAUUAAAGAGGAGAAAUCUGAGCAGGACAAGAGUGAAAUUAAAAAGGAGGAUGAACAUGAACCAGAUAAAGAAGAUAAGCCAAAAGAUGAUAAAGAAGAUUCGUCCAUCAAUAAAGACACUAAAUCCAAUGACGAAUCUAGACCGAAAGCAGAACCCACUAAAACUGAAAUCAUCGAUGACGAUGACGACGAUGUAUUAAUAAUUAAGGAUGAUGGAGAAGUUGAAAAACCUGGUACAUCAUCCGCCAAAGUUACCACUUAUGAAGCUAUUGCUAGUGGCUCUAAUCAACAAAAUAAUAAUAAACCGAAAAUUGAAGAAAGCUUAGAAGUUCUAAAACGAAAGUUUAUGUUUAAUAUUGCCGAUGGUGGUUUCACCGAACUGCAUACACUAUGGCUAAAUGAAGAAAAAGCAGCCGUGCCCGGCCGCGAAUAUGAAAUCUGGCACCGUCGCCACGACUAUUGGUUAUUGGCCGGGAUAGUAACACAUGGUUAUGGACGUUGGCAGGACAUACAGAACGAUAUUCGGUUUGCGAUUAUAAACGAGCCUUUCAAGAUGGAUGUGGGCAAAGGCAAUUUUUUGGAAAUAAAAAAUAAAUUUUUAGCUAGACGUUUUAAAUUGCUUGAACAGUCGUUGGUGAUUGAAGAACAAUUACGUCGAGCGGCAUUCCUUAAUUUGUCUCAAGAUCCUACGCAUCCAGCUAUGUCUUUAAAUGCUCGUUUCGCUGAAGUAGAAUGCUUAGCCGAGUCGCACCAGCAUUUGAGCAAGGAGUCGUUGGCAGGCAAUAAGCCCGCCAAUGCCGUCUUGCAUAAAGUACUCAAUCAGCUAGAGGAACUGCUUUCAGAUAUGAAAAGCGAUGUAUCACGUUUACCUGCCACUUUGGCGCGCAGUCCUCCGGUGGCGCAACGUUUGCAAAUGUCCGAACGUUCCAUAUUAUCACGCUUAGCUGCUACUGCCGGCAAUAAUAGUAAUGCGGCCCAAUUGAUGCCCCAGUUCCCAACUGGAUUUCAGGGUGCAACUUUACCGGGCUUUGCGGCCGGUCCCGCUGGCAACUUUGCCAAUUUUCGACCACAAUUUUCCGUACCCGGUCAAUUAUCAAAUAACGUUACUGGCAACAAUACAGGAAAUUAAUUUUUUCACUUUUUUCUUUAAAAUUAAUUUAGCGCAGACAACAAUAAACAUAACUUAUAGCAUUUUUUUUUAUUUUUUAUUUUUUUUUUUAUCGAAUUGGUUUCAUCGAGUUCUUUCAUCUUUCAAACAUUGUAAAUCAUUAUUUUGCAUAAACUGUGUAAUUUUAUUCUCUAUUUACAAGUUUUCCAAAUUUUCCAUUU